Molecule: messenger RNA, 1214 nt
Organism: Stylophora pistillata
Lineage: Eukaryota; Metazoa; Cnidaria; Anthozoa; Scleractinia; Pocilloporidae
Source: RefSeq, a predicted model, not a curated record
ACGAUCGUUUGACACAACAUUCAAGGGGGGUACCACCUCAACAUCUCUCCCGUUCUUCAUUUGUAUCGCGUUGCUACAGAAGUUUAGAGAGCUCAUCAAGAAUUUAUUCAAAAUGUCGAGCGACGUUUUGUUUAAGGUUCGCGAGAAAAUGCAAAAGAUAAAAGACAAAAUUGAAGAUGCUGAAAAUAGGGAACACGAAGCUAGAGGGGAACUCAAAGAGAUACUGGCAAAAGCGUAUCAGAAUGAAUCCGACAUAGACUCGAUGAAAAAUCGAAAAGAACUCCUUUCGAAAGAGCUGGAUGAGAAGUUAUCGCUACUGGAGGAGAGAAAAAUGAAAAGUGGCCAGUUAGAGGAAAAGUACGAGAAGGAGAAUGAAGUCGUCCGCGAUCUUGAGAACGUCGAGAUCGGCGAAGAUGAAAGAAUGCACGAAUUGGAGACGGAUUUGACUGAGACGUGCCAAAAGGCCGAGCAACUGGAGCUACAAAACACGGAACUGAGGCAAAAACUUGGCCAGUUAGAGAACGAGAUUCAAAAGGCAAACGAACGCGAGUGUGCUGCUAAAGAAAAGAUCCGUUCCCUGACUGACCGUGUCACCCAGGCUGGAGAAAAUUUGCGAGAUUUGGAGCUGAGAGAUGAAGACGCGAGCGAGCGUGAGCAGUUUAACGAGGAGAAAGUGAGCUUCCUGAAGGAACAACUGAAAGAAAUGUUGGCCGCAGCUGAGGACCACGAAAGGAAAAUUCCACCACUAGAGCGAGUCAUCGAUCAGAUGACAACAGAAAUACGCGAUUGGUGCGGGAAAUGCGAGGGAGUAAGAAAAGAGAUGUCAGAUAUGGAGAUGCUGGUUGGAGGAGACUUAAGCGACGAUGAGGAUGACGACAACGCGGGGAGGAAAGCAGCCGUGCCAACGAAGAAAGAGAGACGUGAGUGUCAGGAGCACCAUGAUGAGGAACCGGAAGAGGAUGACGAUGAAAGAGCUAGACGCGAAGAGAGAAAGCGGUACGAUGACGACGACGAGGACGAGGAGGAGGAAGACGAAGAAGACGACUGAUAUGAACACUAGUACUUAAUUUGAAAACUGGAAGUUGUAGGAAAUCUUAGCUGUGAGAAACGUAUUUGAUUUGUCGACUUUGUCAAUGCUUUGUAAUCCAGAGAGCAAAAGGUCUCGUUAUUACCUAAGGCGAGUAGCUAUCCAUAUUAAAUUUUCCCUAACCUAU